AUGGCAUACAAUGGCUCGUUAUUUAUGUUCAAAAAAGUUAUUGGCCCAAUAAAGGGCCGUCGUACGGUGUUUACAGGAGAUAAAGUUGGUGCUACAGGAUUACUUCAAAUAUCUUCCAAAGAUUUGUCUGAACACAAUAAACAAGUUAAAACAUUACAUAAUCAUUCUAUUAAAGAAGCUUUUAAGAGAAAAAGGGAAGAGAGCAUAACAACAAAUAAAAUUUUAACCAAUGAUUUUUCAAUGACUGAAGAUGAACUCUCUUACGAAGAAUUCAACAAAGAACCUUGUACUUCAAGUUAUUCGAAAAUAAAAAAGUCUAAAUAUAAUACUAAAAGUAUUCGAAAUGUCGCAAUAAAUAGCCUUAGAUACGGAGUUUCUUCUAGAGCUGCUGCAGCUUUGACGACAGCUGCCUGGAUUGAUGCUGGAUUAAUUUCUGAGAAAGAUACACAGUUUAUUGUCGAUCAUCAAAAAAUUGUAAGAGCUCAAGCUAAAAUCAUGAUUGAAUUAAAAAAUGAAACUUUAAAAUCUAUAGACAAUGGGGAUAUCAAUUGUAUUUUGUUUGAUAGUAGAAAACAAAAAAAUCAACUGAAGAAGAAAAACAUGCCGAAAUAG
Messenger RNA from Hydra vulgaris (swiftwater hydra), 612 nucleotides. The record is from RefSeq and is a predicted model, not a curated record. Lineage: Eukaryota; Metazoa; Cnidaria; Hydrozoa; Anthoathecata; Hydridae.